AUGGAUCCUUCAAUAAAAUUAUCUUCGCUCCUUCUUGCUUCGAUUGAGUCUACAGGUCUUGUCAUCGGAAUAGUGCUCAUUGGUUACAUAGGCUCAAGGUCCGGAAUAAUCUCUCAAAAGAUACGAAAGAAUUUAGCACAACUAGUUAUGAAUCUUUUCUUACCGUGUUUAUUAUUCUCCCAAAUUGGAAGUAAUAUAUCAGCUUCGAUGUUAUUAAAUCUAUGGCCAUUAGCAUUCUUUUGUAUAAUAUACAUUGCCAUCGGAACGUUCUUUAGUAAACUCGGUUCAAAACUUUUGAGAUUAAGCUCCUCAAAUAAAAAGUUUGUUGAACGUUCAAUUACGUUUAAUAAUAUAACGAGUUUACCUGUAGGAUUCAUUAAAGUCCUAGCAAACACUAAUGUAAUACGAUUAUUUGCAUGUGAUGAUGAUGAACCGCCUGAGCAAACUGUGACACGUGGUAUUACUUACCUUCUACUAUCUACGCUCUUCGUUUUGAUCACGAGAUGCAUCUUGGAUCUGAUCUUUUCAAAAGAAAAGCUUGUAAAAUUUACCAAAAAUGAUUUAAAAACCUUACCGAUUUAUUAUGACGAAACAACUCCUUUAAUAACGGCUCGAUCUAAAUCCAAAUGUAAAAAAUUAUUUAAAACGCUGAGUAGUGUUAUGAGUCCACCAUUAUAUGCUGGCAUAUUAGCUAUAAUAAUUGGUACAAUUCCUUCACUCAAGAACAUUUUCUUUGAAGAAGCUUCAUUUCACAGGAACAUUACACGCGCAAUGCAAUGUAUAGCAUCAAUGACGGUUCCAUUGACACUUUUAAAUAUUGGUGCACAAUCCGGAUUUGCAACGAACCUCAAAGAACGCGAGACAAUUAAAUCGAUUUCAUUCAUUAUGUCUUGUAGAUUCUUCUUAAUGCCUAUUAUUGGUGGUUUAUUGACUUUAACUGUGAGAAACUGGCUUAUUGAUGAUCCUAUGUUGAUCUUCGUAUUAAUCGCUUUGGCUUGUUGGCCUACCAAUAUUGAUUUUAUGAAUACCGAAAGCAAUACGGCAGCCUUGAUGUUUUAUUCUUAUUUAAUUUUUUCUCCUUUGAUCAUGCUUACGUUGGUUACUAUAUUAAAUUUAGUCAUGAUGACGACUUGA
Funneliformis caledonium is the source of this 1134-nucleotide messenger RNA. The record is from the annotation of a GenBank genome assembly. NCBI's taxonomy places the organism in Eukaryota, Fungi, Glomeromycota, Glomeromycetes, Glomerales, Glomeraceae.